Cryphonectria parasitica EP155 is the source of this 692-nucleotide messenger RNA. RefSeq lists its product as uncharacterized. Lineage: Eukaryota; Fungi; Ascomycota; Sordariomycetes; Diaporthales; Cryphonectriaceae. The transcript has a single exon. The record is from RefSeq and is a predicted model, not a curated record. Bases 32 to 385 code for a protein of 117 amino acids.
AGCUGCACGCCUAGUCGAGGCCCAAAACACCAUGAUAUCUCUUCAUGAGACAAAUGAAGAGCCAUUGCCGACGCCGAGGCGAAGAUCCUCCCUGUUGAUCAAGCUCGGGACCAAUAGAAGACUUUUCUUUUGUUUCUCUCCUUCUGUCUUUCGAUAUUAUCAUCUUCAAAGUUUGGAUAGAUCAGGAUGGGUACGGACCGCCAAAUGGAAGAAAGAAAAAGAAAGAAAACCACCACCAAAAGCCCAGGGAGAAGAAAGUGAACGCGAGGCCGAGUCGUACAAACAAUCACACCCAUGGCACACCCACCUGCCUCCUAAGAAUGAUGAUAUUGUACUUUCAAGCAAGAGAAGCUGCAGGCUGAACUUUGUUGUUUAUUUCACCUAGCAGCAGGCCCCGGGAGGUGCUUUGUGGAUAACUCGGGAUGUCGAGGCUACAAGACGCGAGCUUUCUUUUCCUCCUUCUCUCUCAUGUAUAGUGGCAACCACGGCUUAAGUGGAUCCUCUGCCGCCGACCACCGAUGCCAACUUUUGGUUUAAGACAGAGGAGAAAGAAAGGGAAGGAGAAAGGGGAAACUGUGAGAUGAACACCUGACAGUCUUCUUUUUACCUCUCUGGACUUACUACACGGUCAAUAUCUAUAUAGAAAUUAUUAGAAUCCCUUUUGUAUUCUCAAGUUAGAAUGGACCCUCCCC